Messenger RNA from Cryptomeria japonica (Japanese cedar), 2667 nucleotides. Its product is annotated as probable disease resistance protein At4g33300. The coding region runs from base 263 to 2278 and encodes 671 amino acids. Lineage: Eukaryota; Viridiplantae; Streptophyta; Pinopsida; Cupressales; Cupressaceae. The record is from RefSeq and is a predicted model, not a curated record. The transcript is spliced from 5 exons. Gene Ontology annotation, molecular function: ADP binding. Gene Ontology annotation, biological process: defense response to fungus.
UGACAGUCAGAAAAUGGGCGAUUCAACUAACGCAAUAUGUAGUCUUUUUCGCUGUAGGCAGCUGGAAAUUUCGUUGAUGACACCAGGAAACACGUAUAUUCUAAUCCUGGUUAACAUGUUGCUUGCAUUACACCACCAUGGAAACUCAGGCGAAUGUUCAUUGCAUGUCUAUUGCUUAUAUAAGAAAAUUUUUGAUACAAGUCUAUACAGAGCAAUGUUUGAGAUUGCAGAGGAAUUUAAUUGUUUGUGAAAAGCUCAACAAAUGGCUUCAGUUCAUUUUGUUGACAAUAUUGAGAUUGAAGAGGAUUCCGCAUGUGUUAUUACUGGAGAUUCUCAAUUUUAUGUGGGGUUGGAGAAAUGUACUGGGCAUUUGAAGGGACUUUUGAUACAGAACGAGGUGUCAGUUGUUGCGGUGCAUUCCAUGGCGGGUGGAGGUAAAACUACUCUUGCACGGGCUGUCUGCAAUGACAAUAAAAUUAGAGAAUACUUCGACAACAAUGUAAUUUUCAUCACUGUCUCAAAGUCUCCAAACCUAAAGGGAAUUUUUGGGACUAUAUGGAAGAACCUUGCUGGAAGGAAGACACAAGAAUUUCAGAAUUUGGAAGAUGAGCACAUGCAGAUGAAGAAAUUGAUUUCAAGGCACAUGAAGCGAACACUGGUGAUUCUGGAUGAUGUUUGGUCCAGAGAAGAUUUAGAAUAUUUACUAUUUGAAGGGCCAGGAUUCAAAACUCUUAUAACAUCCAGAGACAAAUCUAUUAUCCCUUCAACCCUGUCUACUCAAGUUUAUCAAUUGCCAUUGUUAUGCCACGAGGAUGCAUUGCCACUGUUCUGCUUCUGGGCUUUUGGACAGACAUCAAUUCCAAGCACUGCAAAUGCAAAUAUGGUGAAGGAGCUCCUGGUAGAAUGUGGUGGCCUGCCACUUGCCCUAAAGGUGAUCGGAAGCUCUUUGUAUGGAAAACCACACGAGGCUUGGGAGACGGCAAGGGAAAGCUUUUCUAAAGGAGAAAGCAUUUCAGAUUAUAACAAAAAAGGACUAAUUAGAUUAUUGGAGAUUACUGUUGAUUCCUUGGAUAAUGUUGCCAAAGAAUGCUUCCAAGACUUGAGUUUAUUUCCAGAGGACAGGAAAAUCUGUGCUGAUGCACUGUUGGACAUUUGGGUUUAUGUUCGGGAUCUCCAGUGGCAUAAUGCAUUUUCCAUCUUGUUAGACCUUGCAAGCAAAAAUCUUCUGAAUUUGACUAGCACUUCAGGGAGCAGAAGAACAAUCUCAAAUAGAAAUACCUCAGAGCUAUACUUUUCCCAGAAUAAUGUAAUCCGAGAAUUGGCCUUGCGUUUGGAAUGCCAAGGCAGUGUAGGCCACAAGAAGAGGUUGUUGCUGCCUAGAAAGGAGCAGAGUUCGUCACAGAAAAGGGAGUUACUUAAUGGCACAGAAUUUGAUGUUCAACUUCUCUCUAUUCACACAGGCCAUAUGGAGGAGAACUACUGGGAAGAGAUGAAUUUCCCCGAGGCAGAGGCUCUCCUAUUACACUUCACUUCAACUGAAUGCUUUCUUCCCCCAUUUCUGGAAUCCAUGAAGAAUCUAAAAUGUCUCAUGGUAUUCAAUUACAGUACAAAGAGGGGAACACUAAAAGGUCUGGAUAUCUUAUCUGGUCUCCCUCACGUCAAAAGUGUCCGCUUGCAGAGGUUGAUUAUUCUCCCUACUCAGAAAGAAAGCAAAUCACUACCAAACAUAGAGAAACUAUCUUUAAGCUUAUGCGAAGGGUUUGAGUAUACAUCAACAUUCAAUAACGUAAACUUGAGAGAUUUUAGGUUGGACCACUGCAGUCAUUUGGAGGAGGUGCCCCUUAGUUUCUGUUACAUGCCCUCUGCUCAGAUGUGGUCUAUCACCAAUUGCCACCUGAUUCAGAAAUUACCCUAUGACCUUGGGAAUCUAAGCUCUCUGAAAAUGUUAAAGUUGUCGGCAUUGCCAAGCCUAAAAGAGCUUCCAACGUCAAUAGGAAAACUUGGCCAGUUGGAAUCCCUAGACAUUUCAUUCUGUGAGGGGCUGAGAGAACUUCCGAAGGAAAUUGGGCAAUUAAAGAAAUUGAAUGAGUUCGAUAUGAGAGAAUGUUCUCAUUUGACGAGGUUACCAAGAGUUGUUUGUGAACUGAAUUCUCUGAAGCUCGUCAUAUGUGAUGAGAAGGUUUCGAAGCAAUGGUUACGGGCCAAGAACAUUUCUAUUACGGAGCUUAGAAUUGAGAUCGCGGAAGCACACUUCAGUUUGGAGUGGCUCGAUGAUUGAACUUCUUUACUUACCUCCCAUCUUGAAACUCCAGCUCCAGUCAAGUGGAAAAGCAAAAUUCUGUUUAGGCUCCUCUAUAUGUUCAGCUUAUAAUUAUGAUCAAUCUUUGUUGCAUCACUAUUUAUGUAUUCUGCGUCCGAAGGAAUUUAUUUGUUUCGUAAAAGGCCAGGAAGUGGGUAUCUGUAAGUUCGUAGAAGGUGUCUUGAGUGCAAUUAUAUCUAGUACAUUUUAUAUUGCUAGAAUAAAGAGAAACAAUUUGUUUCGUAAAAGGCCAGGAAGUGGGUAUCUGUAAGUUCGUAGAAGGUGUCUUGAGUGCAAUUAUAUCUAGUACAUUUUAUAUUGUUAGAAUAAAGAGAAACAGCAAUGUAUGGAAAAAUAUACGGAUGUGU